ACUAUCUUCCUCCUACUUACCGAAAAGAUAGUAGUUAUGAAACUGUUACUAGUGUUUCUUGUGGUUGCUAUAGCAACUGCUGCAUCCCAUGCAACCAACGACUACCAUGUAAUCCGAAGGGUUGUCCCAAACUCAGGUCUCAGCCACUCUGGUUCUGCCAAAACUAAGUGCCUGAGCUGGCGGCUGGCGGUGGAAACUUACAACCUCCGCGACUGGAAGCUAGUGCCGGCAGAGUGCAUAAGCUACAUCGGGAAUUACAUGAUGGGUAAGCAGCAUGGUCAAGACUGCACCGCUGCUGCUGAUGCUGCAUUUGCCUAUGCCAAGACCAUCAACCUUACCGGUGAUGGCAAGGACGCUUGGGUCUUGGAUAUUGACCAAACUGCUCUUUCGCUACUAGAUUAUUAUGCUCGUCCUGAUGUCCAGUUUGGGGGAAUCUUGUAUAACGAUACAAGAUUUGAAGAAUGGCUGGCACAAGGAACCGCGGCUGCAACUCCAGCGGUUCUUGAUCUGUACAAUAAACUGAAAUCAAUAGGUUUCAAGAUCGUGUUCAUUUCUGGGACAUCAGAGACCCAAAGAGACAUAAGGAUUGCCAAUUUGAACAAAGCAGGUUACUACAACUGGGAGAAGCUUUUGCUAAAGAGCGAGUCGGAGCAUGGGACUACAGCACAGGUGUACAAAACGAACAAAAGGACAAAACUGGUCGGAGAGGGAUACAGAAUCCAUGGAAAUAUGGGUGAUCAAUGGAGCGAUUUGAUCGGUCCCAACAACGGUGAUCGGACUUUCAAGUUGCCGAAUCCUAUGUUCUUCAUUCCGUAAACCAACCGGUGGCCGGCCGGAAAAAAACUAAACAAAUAAUUGGAUGGGUGGUGUUUCUGAGAUCAUCAAGAGCUAUCCUCCAUCAUCUUUGUGUAUUUCUGCAAUUUCAUUUGGAAGUGCAUUAUAAUUUUAAUAAUAAAUUAAUAAUAAUGAUCGUCUUUU
This is a messenger RNA of Cynara cardunculus var. scolymus (artichoke), 978 nucleotides long. RefSeq names its product acid phosphatase 1-like. Lineage: Eukaryota; Viridiplantae; Streptophyta; Magnoliopsida; Asterales; Asteraceae. The coding region runs from base 37 to 816 and encodes 259 amino acids. The record is from RefSeq and is a predicted model, not a curated record. The transcript is spliced from 3 exons. Gene Ontology annotation, molecular function: acid phosphatase activity.